This is a messenger RNA of Brassicogethes aeneus, 693 nucleotides long. The record is from the annotation of a GenBank genome assembly. Lineage: Eukaryota; Metazoa; Arthropoda; Insecta; Coleoptera; Nitidulidae.
UUCUGUAACCAAGAAACAACUUUGUUAAAUCAAUUUUGUAGAAAAAUCUGCUAUGAAACUGACAUAACUAUAUUUCAACAAUGACUUCAAAUAUUUGUGAGAUUGAAAAAUUGGUGGAACUUUUUGAUUUACAAAAAAAUGACAGCGAUUUGUCUGAUGAUGAUCAACAGAGUUAUCCGGAAGAGGGAAGGCCAAAAAAAGAAAAAAAACACACAGAUAAAAGCAAGGCAAAAAAAUUUAACCCUUAUGAAAAAAUUGCACCCAAGCCUGUAGAAAAUAAAGAGGUUAAGGAUCCAGAUGAAAUGCUGGAUGAUAAUGUUGUAUUAGAGUCGGAAAAACAUAAGGCUGAUUGGAAGAAAACUCCUAAAUGGGAUUUAUCGUACAAACAACAAGUUACAGCCUCGGAUGUGUUCCUACAAAUGGGGUUUAAAACCCCGUCAUCAUCAAGCUGCGAGGACAUGAUAAUAGUGGUAGAAUUGCCAGGAGAAAACCAGAAAAAUAUGGAUUUAAAAAUUUUGCAACAAAGUUUGACUUUGUCAACGCCUAAUUUUUAUUUGGACAUCACUUUGCCUCACCCUGUAGAUCCGCAAAGGGGCAACGCACAGUUCGACAAGGACGCAGAAAAACUAACAAUUACUUUACGAAUGGAUAGGGAGCUAGAUUUUGUCAAUUUUUAGUUUUUUGCUUUAAUAG